Messenger RNA from Endocarpon pusillum Z07020, 387 nucleotides. RefSeq lists its product as uncharacterized. Bases 1 to 387 code for a protein of 128 amino acids. Lineage: Eukaryota; Fungi; Ascomycota; Eurotiomycetes; Verrucariales; Verrucariaceae. The transcript has 2 exons. The record is from RefSeq and is a predicted model, not a curated record.
AUGAGGACCAUAGACCUUGUACCAGCUGAAACAGUAGAAAUCCACUUCGAGGUCUUUCAUUACGGGAUUUGUGCGACUGGUAGCAAUCCACGAUUUCACGGUAAGACCCUUCUACUCAGCCAAUUGCACCCAGGAGGCGAUGUUGGCUUCACCAUCGAGCUUAAAGACUACUAUCUCCGAUCCUCACGGGAAGUUAGGCGAUAUGGAGAGAUUACGGAAGAGCUGGGUAGUCGAAGAGCUGAAGACGACCCAUCGGGGCCGGCAUUCACCUAUGCGGCACCUGCUUUGCUACCUUUUGCCUACGUUGUUGCUCCAGUCUGUCAAUCAAACUCAACUGCAUCUACUCGAGAUUUUCGGAGGGUCCUACGAAGUAGUGACCGCCUCUAG